Messenger RNA from Musa acuminata AAA Group (dessert banana), 2045 nucleotides. RefSeq names its product alpha-humulene synthase. Lineage: Eukaryota; Viridiplantae; Streptophyta; Magnoliopsida; Zingiberales; Musaceae. Bases 258 to 1853 code for a protein of 531 amino acids. Gene Ontology annotation, biological process: diterpenoid biosynthetic process. The transcript has 6 exons. Gene Ontology annotation, molecular function: magnesium ion binding; terpene synthase activity. The record is from RefSeq and is a predicted model, not a curated record.
CUCGCCAUCCUCUCAUCACUUGCAUCUAGAUCAGAAUGGAGAACGUGAUUUCGCAGCCACACGUUCCAGGUGAUGAAGUGGUGAUUCGCAAGUCUGCAAGCUACCAUCCCACCGUUUGGGUGAUUACUUUAUCUUACAGGCCGAGUCCUCCCCCAGUACACAGGCAUGUAUAUACACAUAUAUCUCACUUAUGUUCUAAGUUUUAGGCAAGAAACUCUCCGAGAACGAAUGGUGUUAAUGUUUCAUUAACAUGAAAAAUGUGCGCUUGCUACUUUCUUUCGGUUUUGUUGGUUGAACAAUUAAUUGCUAUGCUAUGGUGGAUGCAGGAGUGCGAUGCAAGGAUGCAAGAGAGAGCCGAAGAACUGAUGGAGCAGGUAAGAAGCAUGUUCAAAGACACUACCGACAUCUUGCAAACUAUGGACUUGGUCGAUUCAAUUCAGCUUCUUGGUUUGAGUUAUCACUUCAAGAAAGAAAUAAGUGAAGCAUUAAAACGAGUCCAUGAUGCCGAUUUUAACGAUCAUGGUCUCUACGAUACUGCUCUCCGGUUUCGCCUGCUGAGACAAGAAGGGUAUCAUGUGACCCCUGAUGUUUUUAACAAGUUCAAAGAUGAGGGAGGGAGUUUCAUGUCUACCUUGGGGAGUGACGUGAAAGGACUGUUAAGCUUGUACAACGCAGCCUAUCUUGGGACUCAUGGGGAGAUCAUUCUUGAUGAAGCCAUCUCUUUUACGAGGAAUAGCCUAGUGUCUGCAUUAGCUGAUCUUAAACCACCAUUAACAACGCAAGUGUCUCUUGACCUCGAGACACCUCUCUGUAGGAGAAUUAGAAGGCUCUUGGCAAGAGAUUACAUAUCUAUAUACCAAGAGGACGCCACACGAGAUGAUGCCAUCCUGGAGCUUGCAAAGUUGGACUUCAAUUUGCUGCAAUCUCUUCAUCGCGAGGAACUUAAGAACAUCACCAUGUGGUGGAAUGAUUUAGUCUCCUCAAAAAAUCUCAGUUUUGCUCGAGAUCGAUUGGUGGAAUGCUAUUUCUGGAUCCUGGCAAUAUACUUUGAACCCUAUUAUUCUCGUGCACGAGUGAUAACGACCAAGGUGAUUGCCCAUAUUUCAAUUUUGGACGACAUAUAUGAUGUCUAUAGCACAUUGGAGGAGAGUCAACGACUAACUGAGGCAAUUCAAAGGUGGGAUGCGAAGGUUGUUCAUCAAUUACCAGAGUAUAUGAAGGAUUAUUAUCUAAAGCUAAUCCACACCUUUGAAGAGUUUGAAGAUUUAUUGGCUUCCGGUGAAAAAUAUCGCAUAACCUAUCUGAAGGAAGCGAUGAAAGAUUUAUCUGAAGCUUAUUUUGAGGAAUCCAAAUGGAGAGAUCAACAUUACGUGCCAACAUUGGAAGAACAUCUACAUGUUUCCCUCAUAAGUUCAGCAUAUCCUAUGCUCGAAUGUGCUUCUUUUGUUGGAAUGGGAGAAAUAGCAACUAAGGAGGCAUUUGAGUGGAUUACUAGUUUCCCAAAGAUUGUCCGAGCUUCUGCAAUAAUUGUUCGUAUCAUGAAUGACAUUACUUCACAUGAGUUGGAACAAACUAGGGAACAUGUUGCCUCCACAGUCCAAUGCUACAUGAAAGAGUACGGAACAGAUGUGCAUGUGGCAUGUAAGAAACUCCAAGGUCUAGUUGACGAUGCAUGGAAGGAGAUAAAUGAAGAGUGCCUCAAUCCGACAUUCUCCAUUGCUUUACUUGAAAGGAUUAUUAAUUAUUCACGAAUAUCAGAAAAUACUUAUAAGUACAUUGAUGGAUACACCAACUCCUCUACGAAGACGAAGGAAUAUAUCUCUUUGUUACUCGUACAUCCUAUUCCACUUUGAUUGUAUGACGAUUGCUUGCUUCUUCUAUGAAUCCUUUAUUCUGAAAUAUAUGUAAGCCUUUGUAAAUGAACAUGGAUUGUACUAUGCUUGCUUCUUCUACGAAUUCUUUAUUCUGAAAUAUAUGUAAGCCUUUGUAAAUGUACGUGUAUUGUACUAUGCUUGCUUCAUCUAUGAAUCCUUUAUUCUGAAAUA